UCUGACCAAUCAGGAGAGGUGAGGGGCGUUUCCGGCCUCAUUCUGGUCUGCUGCGUGAACCACAACAAACGCCGAGCAUUUGCAGCGGAUGGGAGACACGUUCGGAUAAAACCCAUCAAAGCAGCAGCAGCAGCCAUGGGCAAGCCACAGUCAUACUUGGCCAAAAACAAAGACGAGAGUCAAGACGCGCUGACGGCUGCUGGCGAGUUCAGAGACGGUCAAACGGAGGACGAUGGGAAGCAUGGAGACGUGUCUCAGUUCCCGUACGUGGAGUUCACUGGACGGGACAGCGUCACGUGCCCGACAUGCCAGGGUACUGGCAGAAUCCCACGAGGUCAGGAGAAUCAACUUGUGGCUCUGAUUCCAUACAGUGACCAAAGGCUGCGGCCAAGCAGGACGAAGCUUUACGUCACCAUAUCUGUGGCUCUCUGCCUCCUGCUGUCUGGCCUCGCCGUUUUCUUCCUCUUCCCGCGCUCCAUCGAUGUCACGUACGUUGGAGUCAAGUCUGCCUACGUUUCCUAUAAUCAGGAGCAGCGAAUUGUCUAUCUCACCAUUACAAACACUCUGAACAUCACUAAUAACAACUACUACGCCAUAUCUGUGACCAACAUAACGGCACAGGUGCAGUUCUCCAAGACGGUGAUUGGGAAAACCAAAUUCAACAACACGACGGUGAUCAUGCCUCUGGAUGAACGGCAGCUUGAUUACACCGUUCCCACAACCAUCGCUGAUGAGAUGAGCUACAUGUUUGAUUACUGCACCUUACCAACUAUUAAAGUCCACAACAUAGUGGUCAUGAUGCAGGUCACGGUAACGACGUCGUACUUCGGUCACGCGGAGCAGGUCUCUCAGGAAAUGUACCAGUACGUGGACUGUGGCGGGAACACGACCUCCAUGCACGGCCAUGUUCAGGUCUACCAGUAGGAAGGAAAAAGUCUCCAUCAGCAAAACUCCACGUGUAAACUCAUUUCUCAGUGAAGAUAGUUUCUCCUAAAAUACUCAUCUGGCCUAAAACGCUGACCUCCUCCACUGUAUUUUGUGCUUUGAAAUUGAAUCCCUUUUAGACUGCAGUGUUCCUCACUGCAAAAACACAAAACAUGACCAAGUAUUGCUGCUCUAGUUUCCAGUUCAAAUAUCUUGGUAGACAAAAUUAGCUUACAAGUAACUUUUCAGAAAGAUAUAGGAGCUUUUUUUUAAAGUCAAUAAUUCCUUUUUACUCUGCCGUUACCUAGCAACCCGAGCCUAGCUCAGCCCGUUGCCUAGCAACCCAGUGUUAGUUCCACUGGCAGGUUAUUUCACUUUAAAGUAAAAUAAUCUAGUACUUUUUCAUCAAUAUUAAGGGCUUAUUUACUUAAAGUAAGCUCCCAUAUCUUCCUGAAAAGUUACCUGUAAGUUAGUUUUGUCUUAUUUUAAGUGAGCUAAGAUAUUUGCACUAGAAUUUAGACCAAAAGUACGGGGUAAUAUUUUGUUUUUGCAGUGUUCCUCCAUGUUAAAUCUGUUGGAAAGCAAUAGAUUUGAUGCACUUUAGAGCGUUUUAGUGGAAGUUGGAUUGUUACAAACCUCUUUCCUCUGUCGGUAAGCUGAGACAGAAAACCACUGAACUACAUUUCUACCCAUACAUAACCUUUAUUUUUAUUAUUUUAUUUCAUUUAUGGUACUUUGAUGUAAAUUAGUGCAAUAUUAACAGCUUUCUCAUGUCACUUUUUCUUUUCUUUCUAUUAUCAUCAACCACAAUUAAAGGCAAAUGUGAAAAGUUUUAAAGUAAACUGAUUUUAUUUAGUGAUUAAAAGGAAGAAAAAUUGUGUGUAAAAGGGAAAAUGUUGUUGUUUUGAUCCAAAUCAGCACAGUACAAAAGGCUAAAAAUAGAGGAAUGUGCAAAUGUACUCUGUUUCUGGGUUGUUUUAAUAAAAAUGUAACUUCAAUCAACUUUAUUCCAACUGAACGGGAGCUUUGUACAGUUUGCUUUUCCUUUUUUAUCCACUCUGCACUGUGUAACUUUUAAUACUCAAUCAUGAGUUCACCUCCUGUUUGUUGCUUCCCUUUUUAUUUUAUUUUAAUCCAUUUAAUGUGUUCUGAGACUAUUAGUUUUUCCCAACUAAACUAAGUUUUUCCGUCUAACUUGAUUAGUAAUAAUCCGGGUUGAUUAAUGUUGAAACCUUAAUGUGACUUUUCCUACCAUUUUUACACUCUAAGCGCCGUCGUUAUUAUCAUAACAGUAUAGAUGUGCAUAGUUUUUAACAUCAGCAGUUUGUUUUUUGUGGCUUUUGAUGCAUGAAGUGGAAAAUAAAAUUAUAAGUCGAUUCUGUAA
This is a messenger RNA of Xiphophorus hellerii (green swordtail), 2308 nucleotides long. Its product is annotated as transmembrane protein 106B-like. The transcript is spliced from 8 exons. The coding region runs from base 136 to 924 and encodes 262 amino acids. The record is from RefSeq and is a predicted model, not a curated record. Lineage: Eukaryota; Metazoa; Chordata; Actinopteri; Cyprinodontiformes; Poeciliidae.